Molecule: messenger RNA, 563 nt
Organism: Candidula unifasciata
Lineage: Eukaryota; Metazoa; Mollusca; Gastropoda; Stylommatophora; Geomitridae
Source: the annotation of a GenBank genome assembly
AUGUCAUUACUUCCGCCUACUAUCAGACGUACAUGGUGUAGACUGAGCUAUGCUAUGCGUUGUUUGUCAUCUUUCCAGCCAGAUUACAACUAUGGAUUAUCUGGCAAGGGAAAAUCAAGGUCAAGUUUACCAGCAUCCUCGGCCCCACAAGUUCAAGGAGAGGUCCUGUUUGGCCUUCACCCGAUAGCAUUGGCCUUACAGGCAAACAAGAGAAAAGCCUUUCAUUGUGUUUAUCUAGAUCAGAAAUUUGAAUCUGCAGAAAACAGAAAUUCAGUCAUAGACCAGAUUUGUGAGCUGGCAUCCCAGCGUAAUCUUCCCGUGCAUUUUGUGGCCAGAAAUCUCUUGGACCAUUUGUCUGGAAGCAGACCUCAUCAGGGAGUGUGCUUAGAAGUGGAAGAGCUGCAGGUGCCAGAGUGGAAUACUUCUGAUGUGCUGAUGAGGUCUACCAGCUUGCCACUUUGGCUGCUGCUGCAUAAUGUGCAGGAUCCGAUGAACUUUGGUGCUAUCCUCAGGACAGCUCACUACCUGGGAGUGGACCAAGUUGUGGUGCCUAGCUCAGACAG